AUGGAGGAGAAAAUGGACGACGGUGCCAUAUCCUCGGAUUUCGCCGUCGGUCAGGAUCAAGACAACAGCGGUCUCCUGGACGCCAGCGAUCACGACGGCAACUGGAGGUACUACAAGCAGCAAGCCUACGAACAAAAGAGCAUCGUCGGGCAACUCGCUUCCUUGCUCGAGACCUACGGGUACCACCUUCCCACGGACACGGGAUCGCUAAAGGCGGCCUUGUCCGACCACCUCGCCCAGAGGGCCGAGCACGAGGAUGCGCCGCCUUCUCCCCGACAGCGAAGGAUCCUGUCGCAAGGCUCCGCCUUCAUCACGGACACCUCUGCCACCAACCAGGAGAAGUUCGAGCAGAUCGCGAGGGAGCUACCGCAGUUGGCCGGCGUCGGCUGCGAAGUGCGCGUCAAGGGCCUAGGCUACAGCGUGCAGAGGGCCAAGGGCAGCACCGAAGACCCCACCGUGGGCGACAACUUGGUGUCUCUGUGCAAGACCCUCAUGUGCCUACCACUCAUCGAGUGGCUGAAAAAGGGAAAGGAGAUGGAGACCAAGGUCAUCCUGGAUGAUGUCAACGCCGUGUUCAAGCCGUCUACCACUACCCUUGUGCUCGGCGCGCCCGGCUCCGGCAAGUCAACUCUGCUCAAGUCACUGGCGGGGCUGCUCAAGCACGACGCAGGGCACGUGAACCAGGGCAGUGUCACGUACAACGGGGCCACCAAGGAGUCUGGAAAGUUUUCUUUGCCCAAGGUGGCGCACUUCGCGGAACAGGCGGAUCGCCACCUUCCAACGAUGACCGUUCUCGAGACCUUCAAGUUCGCGUUCGACUCCAUGUCUGGUGGUACUCACGGCAGCCUCGUGGCGGAAGAAGGCCUGAACGACGACCAGAAGGACCUGAUAUCGUGGAUGGACAGCAUGCGUUUCAAGGUGGAGAUGAUUACGCGGAAUCUGGGCCUGUUCAACGCUAAGGACACGAUCGUCGGCGACAACUCCGUCAGGGGGGUCAGCGGAGGAGAACGGAGGCGUGUCACUCUCGGUGAGAUGCUGUGCGGGCCGCAGACGGUGUUCCUGCUGGAUAGCAUCUCCACCGGGUUGGACAGCAGCACCACUUUCGACAUCAUGAACACGCUCAAGUCGGCGUCACGCAGCUUCCACAGCACGGUGGUGGUCGCUCUGCUCCAGCCGCCCCCGGAGACGUACGCGCUGUUCGACAACAUCAUCCUCAUGUCGGAGGGGAAGAUAAUUUUCCACGGAGCUCGCGAGGACGUGGUGCCGUACUUCAACAGCCUGGGCAUGACUUGCCCCCCUCGAAAGGACGAAGCUGAUUGGCUGGUGGAGCUCACGGGUGAGGCAGGGAACGAGUACCGCACUGACAUCGAGACAGCGGGAGGGCUUGCCCGAGCCCCCGUAACCUCCGCGGAGUUCCACGCCAGGUGGCGUGAAAGCGAGGGGGGCAAGGCCAUCGAUCAGGAGCUGAGGACGGCGGGAAGUCUGGACGAGGCACCGUGGCCAGCUUUGUACCAGAGGAGAUACCCCAAGUCUUGGUGGUACCACCAGAAGCUGUGCUUCGAGAAGAAGUCGAUGCUGAUGCUGAGGGACAAGCCGUACAUGAAGAGUCAGAUCAUGAGCGCGCUCGUCAUGGGGCUGAUCGUGGGAUCCAUCUUCUACGACCUCGGCCUCUCCGACGCCAAUGCCAAGUUCGGACUCAUCUUCUUCUCCCUGCUCUUCCUGUCCAUGUCGGGAAUGGCCCAGAUCCCGGGGGCCAUCGAGCGGAGGGGGGUGUUCUACAAGCAGAGUCAGGCCGGCUUCUACCCCACCUCGUGCGAAGUCGUGGCGGACACGCUCGUCAACACUAUUCUCACGGUGGUAGCGUCCAUCAUCUUCGCCCCCGUGGUCUAUUUCCUCGUGGGAUUCAGCACCUCCGACAAUGGCGCAAGGUUCUUCACCUUCAUGGUCAUCGUGAUCGUGACGAACGUGAACGUCACCCAGUACUUCCGGUUCUUGGCGGCGUUCAUGCCCAACUUCACGCUGGCACAGGGGUUUGCGGGUCUGAGCGUCCUCGUCUGCGUGCUCUUCUGCGGCUAUCUUAUCCCCGGCGCCGAUGUUCCCGCUUGGUGGAUAUGGGCGUUCCAUGUGAACCCUCUCACGUGGGCGUUCCGGGCUGCCGUGCUGAACGAGUUCCAGUCUCCGGAGUAUGAGGACACGUGCGGGGCCCCGGACUUAGCGGAGGGAGCUGCGUGUCCCGUUUCGCUUGGACAGGUUUACAUCGAUGCCUACGGGUUUGAGGACGACAAGGUCUACAUUUGGGGCGGCAUUGCGUUCAUUUUCGUGGAGUUUUUGCUCUGCGCCGCGGCCACCGGCAUGGCGUACCAGUUUAUCCAGUGGGACUCCUCGGACAGCGUUCCCAUUGCACCCGGCACCGCCGCUGACGAAGAUGGCGCUGGGGGCCCGGAGAAUAUGAGUGUCGAGCAGUUCAACGCCCCGGUGGGGAAGCUGAAGCGGCAGGCCUCCCAGCUGGAGGCAGACCUUCCUUUCGAGCCCGUGACAAUGACUUUCAGCGACGUUUCGUACAGCGUGCCCCACCCCUCCGGAGACGGCAACCUGGAGCUCCUCUCAGGAAUCUCCGGAUUUUGCAAGCCCGGCGAGAUGACGGCGUUGAUGGGUUCCUCUGGCGCCGGAAAGACUACGCUGCUCGACGUGCUAGCCGGCCGCAAGACGGGCGGAACGAUCACCGGUGAUAUCCGCCUCAACGGCCACCCGAAGCAACAGAAGACCUUCACUAGGGUUGCUGGCUACGUGGAGCAGCAAGACAUGCACUCAACGGUUGUGACGGUGAAAGAGGCUCUCAUGUUCAGCGCAACGAUGCGGCUGGACAACUCCUCUGUCAACAAGAACCGCCGUGAGGAGUUCGUCGACAGCAUACUCUCGAUGCUGGAGCUGGACGUGAUCAGCGACCGGCUGAUCGGCAGCGACGAGGAGGGCGGCUUGUCCCUCGAGCAGCGGAAGCGGACCACGCUAGGCGUUGAGCUGGCCGCGAACCCGAGCAUCGUCUUCUUAGAUGAGCCAACGUCCGGCCUAGACGCUCGCUCGGCGCAGGUGGUGAUGCGCGCCAUCCGCAAGGUGGCCGCCACUCAGCGCGCCGUGAUCUGCACCAUCCACCAGCCGUCCACCUACCUGUUCGAGAUGUUCGACGCGCUGCUGCUGCUCAAGAAAGGGGGACAGGUCGUCUUCUUCGGGCCUCUGGGAGAGAACAGCACAAACCUCAUCUGCUACCUCCAGUCCAUCCCCAACACCGUUCCGAUCCGUGAUCACGUCAAUCCGGCAACGUGGAUGCUGGAGGUUAUCGGUGCUGGCACCACCGGCAAGAGCAACCCUCAGAUGUACGCGGACUCCUACAAGAGGAGCAAGCUGAGGAAGAACUCCAUGGCGAAGCUGGAGAGUCUCAUGAUUCCCCCCGAGGGGUCAGAGCCGCUCAAGUUCAAGUCUGUCUUCGCGGCAUCCCCGCCCCUGCAAGCCAGGGCGUGCAUGGAGAGGGCGGUGAUCCAGUACUGGCGUAACCCAAACUACAACUGGAUGCGGAUGCAGCUCGCCAUCCUCAUAGCCGUCAUUUUCGGCAGCAGCUUCAUCGACGCGGACAUUGAGACGGAGUCCGACUUGGCUUCCCGACUGGCGGUGAUAUUCAUGUCCACCAUGUUUGUGGGGGUCAUUUGCCUCCAAACGGCCAUCCCCGCCGGUGCCAAAGAGCGCAUCGUCUUCUACAGGGAGCAGGCCGCCAACAUGUACAGCGUGCGUUCGUACGCCAUCGGAUACGCGGUAGCGGAGCUGCCGUACAUCCUCUUCAUCUCGCUGGCCUUCUGCUCGAUCUUCUACUGGAUCACGGGCCUAGCCGACUCGGCCGACCAAUUCUUCAUGUACUGGCUCUACUUCCUUCUGUGGACGAUGUUCAUGGUCUUCACAGGAAUGAUGUUCGUGAUGGUUCUGCCGAACACCCAGGUGGCGCAGACCCUGGCUGGCGCCCUGUCUUCCAUGUUCAGCCUCUUCGCCGGCUUCCUCAUCAGCCCCGCCAAGAUUCCUGAUCCGUGGCUUUUCGCCUUCUACCUGAACCCUUUGCACUAUGUCGUCGAGGGCAUGAGCACGACCCAGUACCGCGGCGACGACACGCCGAUCACGACGGCACUCGGUACAUCGACAGAGGCAGAAGACUUCGUGAACGACUUCUUCGGCGGCGAGUACGAGUACAAAAACCGUUGGUUCGACGUGAUGGGACUCGUCAUCUUCAUUCUCGCCGUACGCAUGGGCUACCUGUACGCACUCAAGAACGUCAGGCACCUCAACCGCUAGAAGAAUACGGUGUGAUAUGGGAGAGAAGAACACAUACAUACACGCAGCUUAGGGAUUAGAUGGGUAACGCUUUUAACGUGUGCAGCACUGUGAGGGUGGGGAGGGGCGUAGCAUCAACGCGCAUCACUGGGGGUCCUAAAGUAGUCGGGGGCGCAGAGAAAACGGCAGUGCUGCGGGUGGUGACGAAAGUGUUGUUUAGCGAAAACCAAGGACCCCGACACUUGGGGUCCCCGAUUCGAGACGCGUGAUAUUCGGCCGAAUCUCGACGAGUCACGUCUCUACAGUAUCGUUUUCGGGAUUUGUCUAGUAGCAUUGUGUGUUUUUCGAUUGGUUC
Molecule: messenger RNA, 4666 nt
Organism: Ectocarpus siliculosus
Lineage: Eukaryota; Phaeophyceae; Ectocarpales; Ectocarpaceae
Source: the annotation of a GenBank genome assembly